This is a messenger RNA of Podospora anserina S mat+, 1269 nucleotides long. RefSeq lists its product as uncharacterized. Gene Ontology annotation, biological process: protein K11-linked ubiquitination; anaphase-promoting complex-dependent catabolic process. The coding region runs from base 1 to 1269 and encodes 422 amino acids. NCBI's taxonomy places the organism in Eukaryota, Fungi, Ascomycota, Sordariomycetes, Sordariales, Podosporaceae. Gene Ontology annotation, cellular component: anaphase-promoting complex. The transcript has 2 exons. The record is from RefSeq and is a predicted model, not a curated record.
AUGAUUCAAAAUCGACCUCGUCGGGUUGUAGUUCAGCAGAAGCGACGUGUGCUGGGAGAGCUGGACUCAAACCACGACCUCUGUCUCUCUCGUCACGGUCCCAUCAAGCGCCGCCCCAUCGUCCUAGAGCAAGAGAACAAGCUUGCUGUUUUGACCGGAGUGCAACGUGGAAUUUACGACAUGAAUGAGGUGGUGGUAUUGACUAACUAUCAGGGCAGCUCACCCGCAGCCUCGGCCGAAGUUACCCAGGCCCCAGGUUACACGCACCAACAGCCCCAGUUUCUGUCUCCUGUCACCCCGUCUCGCCAGGAGCCACUUGCGGAAGCUGAGGAGGUCGGUAUGGAGCACUACCGAACUCAAGACCACGAGGUGGCAGUUCAAGAGGCUCGGGGCCAGUUUGAAGAGGAGCUAGAGGAUGGGCCAGAGGGAGAUUUGGACCAAGAUGAGCCGGCGCCGGAGGACGACGACCCCGACGCCUAUGGCUAUAGAGAGCCUCGCGAUGACGACACCUACUACAGCGAGGAAUACAUGGAUGAAGACGACUUUGACGACGGGCAGGAGCAGGACGGUUCCGACCAGCCUCAGGAACCCCCAUUUGACCCCACUGCUCUCGGAUUGAAGGAGAUCAACAACCUUGCGCAUUUUGGAGUCAGCAGCCACAAGCCCGGAAAUGGAGUUACCGAGCUCUUGAGCGACGAUACAGACAAGUACUGGCAAUCGGACGGCCAACAGCCUCACCUUCUCACGAUGCAUUUUGUGCGCCGUGUUGAGAUCCGUGCCAUCCGGUUCUACGUGGAUUAUAGCCAAGACGAGUCUUAUACGCCUACCAAUAUUGUCUUCUAUGCCGGGACAAGCCCUCAUGAUCUGAUUCAGUUUGCCGAGAUGCCUCUGGUGAACCCCGUGGGUUGGCAAGACGUUCCCAUCAGCGAUGCUGGCGGCGGCUAUGAUGGACACUCGUUGUGUUGCUGGGUGGUGCAGAUGCACGUCAAAGAAAACCACCAAAAUGGCAAAGACACUCACAUCCGUGGCAUCAAGAUUUACGGCCUGGAUGAGAACUUGGUGGGGGGAGCGGCGCUAGAAGACGUGCCCCGGGAACCCACCAUCAACCUUGCCUCACACCCUUCCAACCGAGCCACACUGCAAAGCUUGACCGUGGACGAGGAAAAGACUCUCCAGGAGCUUCUUGAUUCUUUUGACCAACAUCCGCCUUCUGGGGAUGGGAGCUUCUCAAACUUCCCCGACUUUAUGCGGGAGCCUGAGAUUCGCUGA